ACCAGGAAGUGUUGCGGAAAUGAAGGACAAGGACGCGCUGUUAACGGUGGAAAAACCGAAGUGGGCUAUUAAUCCGGUAUUUUCACGCUAGACAGCUUGGUGUGGAGACCCCCAUCCAGAGGCAGGCUCCAGACACCCCCCAGGAGAUGUCGUCGGGCUGCCCCCCGCAGUCCCCGGCCGUGGCCAAGACGGAGGUGGCGGUUGAUGGGGCCUGUCCCCUGCUAGCCGCCACCUUUGCCUACUGGGACAACAUCCUGGGGCCGCGCGUGCGGCACAUCUGGGCUCCCCGGGGCCCCCCGGCGCUGGCGGUGCAACUGGGUGACGGCGAUAUCACCUUCUUGGCCAACCACACGCUGAACGGCGAGAUCCUGCGCAGUGCCGAGAGCGGUGCCGUCGACGUCAAGUUCUUCGUGCUCUCGGAGAAGGGCGUGGUCAUAGUGUCGCUCAUCUUCGACGGCGAGCUGAAAGGCGACCGCAACACCUGCGCCCUCUCCGUCAUCCUGCCGCAGGCCGAGCUGGGCUUCUACCUACCGCUGCACGCCAUCUGCGUGGACAGGCUCAAACACAGCAUCCGGAAGGGCCGCAUCUGGAUGCAGAAGGGUUACAACAUUGUGUCGGUGCUGACGUCGGAGAUCAUCCCCAUUAUGGAGCUGCUGUCCUCCAUGAAGACCCACAGUGUCCCGGAGGACAUCGACAUUAAGGACACGGUCCUGCAUGACGAUGACAUCGGGGACAGUUGUCACGAAGAUUUCCUGCACAAGGCCAUCAGCUCUCAUUUGCAGACCUGCGGCUGCUCAAUGGUGGUUGGGAGCAACCCAGACAAAGUCAACAAGAUCGUCCGCACACUGUGCCUGUUCCUCACGCCCACGGAGCGCCGGUGCUCUCGUCUCUGCAAAAGCGACGGCUCUUUCUCCUACGACACCGGACUCUUCGUUCAGGGUCUGCUCAAGGACUCGACGGGCAGCUUUGUGCUGCCCUUCCGGCAGGUGCUGUACUCGCCGUACCCCACCACGCAUAUCGACGUGGACGUGAACACGGUGAAACAGAUGCCUCCGUGCCACGAGCAUGUGUACACGCAGCGGCGCUACAUGCGGGCCGAGCUGGGCGCGCUCUGGAAGGCAGCCGGCGAGGACGACGUGCUGCCCGAUACCGUCAUCCACACCGACGAGACCUUCACGCCUGACCUGAACAUUUUCCAGGAUGUCAUGCACAAGGACACCCUGGUGAUGGGCUUUCUGGACGAGGUGUUCCUGCUGAAGCCGGGCCUGUCCCUGCGCAGUACCUACCUGGCCCAGUUCCUGCUGUUGCUGCACAGGAAGGCCCUCACACUGCUGAAGUACAUCGAGGACGAGACGCAGAAGGGGAAGAAGCCUUUUCGCUCGCUGCGCAGCCUGAAGACGGACCUGGACCUGACCUCCGAGGGCGACCUGAACAUCAUCAUGGCCCUGGCUGAGAAGCUCAAGUCCGGCCUGCACUCUUUCGUCUUCGGGAAGCCCUUCUACACCAGCGUCCAGGAGCGCGAUGUGCUCAUGGGGUUUUGAGGUUUCCUGCACCCAAGGGUGGACCUGGGUCCUCCAGUACUAGAUGAGUCUUGGGCAAUUUUUCCCAACCUGGUCAGGGGCCCACAGACAGUCCAUGUUUCUGCUCCCUCCCAGCUCCCUGCCAGACAGUCCACGUUUCUGCUCCCUCCCAGCUCCCUGCCAGACAGUCCACGUUUCUGCUCCCUCCCAUCUCCCAGCC
This is a messenger RNA of Paramormyrops kingsleyae, 1740 nucleotides long. RefSeq names its product C9orf72-SMCR8 complex subunit (gene c9orf72). Gene Ontology annotation, cellular component: endosome; autophagosome. Gene Ontology annotation, biological process: autophagy; endocytosis. Gene Ontology annotation, molecular function: guanyl-nucleotide exchange factor activity. Lineage: Eukaryota; Metazoa; Chordata; Actinopteri; Osteoglossiformes; Mormyridae. The record is from RefSeq and is a predicted model, not a curated record.